Molecule: messenger RNA, 1608 nt
Organism: Aspergillus bombycis
Lineage: Eukaryota; Fungi; Ascomycota; Eurotiomycetes; Eurotiales; Aspergillaceae
Exons: 3
Coding region: 1-1608 (535 amino acids)
Source: RefSeq, a predicted model, not a curated record
AUGGAGGAAAGCGCGUCUAAUCGUCCGACAGAUACCCCGGAAGGCUCUGUUGGGGCCGAUGAUAACGCGCAGUCGGGUGCUGCAAAGAAUGCAGCUGUCAAAGAUCGGAAGUGUCAAUAUUGUCACCAGGCAUUUACCUCGUCUUCCCUGGGCCGUCACCUCGACCAGUUUCUCUUCAAAAAGAAACCGGAUGGUGUUCAUGAUGUCGAGGAAAUCCGGCGCAUUCGAAGUGGCAUCACUCGACGACAGGCUCGCACCUCGUCUGGCAAACGGGACACUCCCGAACGAACCAUGGGGAAAAGCCAGUUGGAUCCGUAUGCGAGUGACUCAGGUGUGAAGCCACGCGACGGUGUUAGAAUGAUGUUUAAUACCCCCACUUGGCAUGCGACUGGUGUCAUCAACGAUAUUCCAAAUCCCAGUCAGUCACACGAUGUUUCCAGCACAUCACGGUUUUCUGCUUCGCAAACUCGGGCCCCUAAGCCCCUCCCUGAUUAUGCGAGCAGAGGCGCUAGCGCUAAUAGCCCUGAUACGAUGAGGGCUCUGGAGCUGGCUUUGCGGGAAGUACUAGACAAUAUCAAGGCUGCAACUUCAAGAAUGCGUCCUCGAUUAUCCCCGUUCGAUUUCGAUAUUCAAUCGCAGACGUUUCCUUCACUCUGUCUGCAAUUGCUACCCCCACCUCCAAGCUUAUUCGCGACUAGCCCGUUCCCAUCGCCUUCUUCCUUCCCGCUCCAGCCUCCUGGUGUGGAACAUGUUGAGAUUAUUCGACAAGCACUUCAUGCGAACAUGAUCGCCCGAAGUGCGCAACAACAUGAAGACAUUAGUCUGCGGCAUCUAGAGUUGGCGUUCAAGCAUUGGGCUUCUCUUCCUUCUGAAACGAGGCGGGAUGCAUGGCAACUUGAGAUUACUCGAGCUUUCGCCCGGGAAAUGGAAAAACGCAAGUCAUUGGACGACCAGCUAGCUCGGGUGCAACAAGAAGCAAAUCAACUUCGUGCCCAAGUAGAAAGAUUAGGCUCAUGUCAAUGGCCAAGGGAGUUCGCUCUCUUUCCUCCUGACACGUUACCACUCCCUCGGGAUGUAGCCCGAGAUUUGGACACCAAAGAAAGCAAGAUCAGCCCCGAUUCCUCCCGCUGGGACUAUGAUAGUGUCGUAGCAAAGUGGAAGCGCGUGGUGAUGCACGACAAGAGCAUGGGCCGCGUCGGGGUGGGACACUCUAGUCCAGUCUUGGAAGAUCAUGGUACUGCGGAUAGCAAACGAGUUGAUGACUCGGGAAGCAUGUCCAGGUCAAGAAUUCUGCAACCCCCGGCGGCUAUGAGCCCACCUGCCCCGUCACCAAUCCAGACAGGGGGGCUAUCUGCAUCUUCUAGCCAACAGACUUCUCCAUAUCUACCACAUGAUGUCACCCGAAGUCCUAACGCAGGGCCUCAAGCCAAGCGCCCACGUCUGAUGAAUGGUCAUCAUUCAGGCGUCGCUCCGGAAGGGGCCAAUGGCCCGUCAACAAGCCAGACCGCUGGAGCCUCGAAGCCCUGGAACCCUCAACAAUCCCUCACAGUUUCUAAUCUCACUGGACCCUCGGGUCCUACCCCUCCACCAUCGUCCUCAGGCCCAUAA